Molecule: messenger RNA, 529 nt
Organism: Cucurbita moschata (crookneck pumpkin)
Lineage: Eukaryota; Viridiplantae; Streptophyta; Magnoliopsida; Cucurbitales; Cucurbitaceae
Exons: 1
Coding region: 50-328 (92 amino acids)
Source: RefSeq, a predicted model, not a curated record
CCUUUCCACCACCAUUUGCACUUGCAAGACAAAGUGAAAGAUUCAAACGAUGAGCAGAAUAAUGAGCUGGGUCGAUGCUGCUCGGUGCGCCGUGAUCGGGGCCGAGCAGCCGCAGCAGCAGCAACAGCAGCGAGUGAUCAGCAAGCAGUUCGAUCAUUUUCAGAUGCCUCUUCACUACCCAAAGUACAAGAGGAGUGACUAUGAGGGCAUGGCGGAGUGGAAACUGGACUGCCUUCUCAAAGAAUACGGCCUCCCGGUGGCUGGAGACGUCGCCCAGAAGCGAAAGUUCGCCAUGGGAGCUUUUCUUUGGCCUUCUGAAAUGUAUUGAUCGUUAUUAAAAACUUCAAACCCUAAACCGAUCGAAGUUUAAUUAUGUAUUGUUAGCUACUGCCUUUUAGUGUGUGUUCAUGUGAAAAGUUAAGAACGGCUUCAAGUUUUGAUCUCAUGCACUUGAACCGUUACGUUGUAUGUUGAAAAAUAUUGUAAAAAACUAAGCAAAGUAUCCAAAAAUGUUAAACUACUUAUUAUA